UUGUUUGUACUGUAGAUUAUGUUUAUAGCUCCACUCAGUCUUGUGGGAGGUUGGCGUGCCAGCAAGAGGUCUGAGCUGCCCCCUUUAUGUGUUAACCUGUGGCCUGCCUGACCGUUGUGUUAUUGUUUGGUGCUUCCAGUAGGACCAAGAUGCAAGCUUUCAAAGAGAUGCCGUCAGCACAACAGCAGAACUUCAGAGAGGAGACCUCAUCAAAGGCCUCUUACCCCACCCAAGGCUCUGAAGACCAGAAGAAAUGGUCACUGGCCAACUUUGAAAUUGGACGGCCGUUGGGUAAGGGAAAGUUUGGCAAUGUGUACCUGGCACGUGAGAAGUCAAGCAAGUUCAUUGUGGCCUUGAAGGUGCUCUUCAAGUCACAAUUACAGAAAGCCAACGUGGAACACCAGCUGCGAAGAGAGAUAGAAAUACAAGCACAUUUAAGACACCCGAAUAUUCUGCGUCUGUAUGGUUACUUCUAUGACGACACAAGAGUUUAUCUCAUCUUAGAGUUUGCACCGCGAGGAGAGCUGUACAAGGUACUUCAAGCACAGGAAAAUGGAAGAUUCACAGAGAAAAAAGGUGCCAUCUACAUCAAGCAGCUCUCAGAGGCACUAAAGUACUGCCACAGCAAGAAGGUUAUCCACAGAGAUAUAAAGCCUGAAAAUCUAUUACUAAAUCUUCGGGGGGACCUCAAGAUUGCAGAUUUUGGCUGGUCUGUACAUGCACCAUCCUCCAGACGAACAACGCUGUGUGGAACACUGGAUUAUCUGCCACCGGAGAUGGUAGAGGGGAAGCCACAUGAUGAGACAGUUGACUUGUGGUCACUUGGUGUCCUGUGCUAUGAGUUCCUCUGCGGCAGUCCCCCCUUUGAGACACAAUCCCACAAUGAAACCUACAAACGCAUCUGUACUGUCGAUAUAAGGUUCCCCUCCCAUGUCUCGGCAAAAGCAAGGGACCUUAUUCUCAAGCUUCUCCGUCGCAGCCCGCAGGAGAGGCUACCUCUUGAAAAAGUCUUGCAGCACCCAUGGAUAUUAGAAAAUGCCAAGGAUUAGUUCACCCAUCUACUGUAUAUAGCCAUCACAGGGCAUCCAUAGGUGUGUGUGUGUGUGUGUGUGUGUGUGUGUGUGUGCUUGUGUGUGCCUGUGUGCGUACAUACAUGCAUGGUUUUGCUCUAGUAUGAUAACUAUCAUACUCUAAGCUUUGGAGGAGAUAGGAAUGAUGGUAAUAAAAAUUUUCUUGAAAGACUGUACUUGAUGUGAAUACAUCACAAGGUAAAGUUGCUUCAUUAUCAGUUUGAUACAUUGUGAUUUCUUGAAUUGUACUCUAACAUCCCAAAUCAGACAUAUUUAUUUACCUGAUCCUGUACUCAUGCUCCAAAAUGUAGGGAAGCUAGACUUGGUUUUUAUUUAUGGUACAAUGAAUAAUUACCUUUUAUCUCAUUUACUCUUAGUGAUUUUGUCUGGAAUAAAGAAAUUAUAUUGCUC
This is a messenger RNA of Eriocheir sinensis (Chinese mitten crab), 1481 nucleotides long. It is a transcript of the gene aurA, whose product is annotated as aurora kinase-like. Bases 150 to 1049 code for a protein of 299 amino acids. The record is from RefSeq and is a predicted model, not a curated record. Gene Ontology annotation, biological process: protein phosphorylation; mitotic spindle organization; regulation of cytokinesis. Lineage: Eukaryota; Metazoa; Arthropoda; Malacostraca; Decapoda; Varunidae. Gene Ontology annotation, molecular function: ATP binding; protein kinase activity. The transcript is spliced from 7 exons. Gene Ontology annotation, cellular component: spindle midzone; spindle pole centrosome; spindle microtubule.